Messenger RNA from Penicillium canescens, 1503 nucleotides. Its product is annotated as NAD-dependent succinate-semialdehyde dehydrogenase. The transcript is spliced from 7 exons. Gene Ontology annotation, molecular function: succinate-semialdehyde dehydrogenase (NAD+) activity. The record is from RefSeq and is a predicted model, not a curated record. NCBI's taxonomy places the organism in Eukaryota, Fungi, Ascomycota, Eurotiomycetes, Eurotiales, Aspergillaceae. Bases 1 to 1503 code for a protein of 500 amino acids.
AUGGGCUCAACUACAAAAAGCGUUCAACUUGAGCUCAAGAAUCCCGAUCUCUAUAGAGAUCAAGCCCAUGUCAACGGGCAGUGGAUUGAGGCGAUAUCUAAGAAGAGAUUUGAAAUCAUAGAUCCUGGAACAGGAGAAAAUUGGGCAACAUGCAGUGAUAUGGCAGCUGAGGACGUGGAUGAUGCAGUGCAAGCUGCGCACCAGGCUUUUAAGAACUAUCGCACUCUAACCCCACGACAACGUGGAGAUCUUCUUUUCAAAUGGGACAGUCUUAUUCGUGAAAACGAAGACGACAUUGCCAAGAUUUUGGUUUAUGAGACUGGAAAGCCUCUUGCUGAAGCGUACGGAGAAAUCCAGUAUGCUACCAGCUUCACGAGGUGGUUUGCUGCCGAAGCAGAGCGUAUUCAAGGAACCGUGUUUCAACCUGCCGUCGCAGGACGACGCAUUUUCACAUUCAAACAACCUAUUGGAGUUGCUGCUGCGCUUGUUCCAUGGAAUUUCCCAAUUGCGAUGAUUCUUCGAAAAGCGAGUGCCGCGCUCGCUGCUGGAUGCACAAUGGUCGCCAAGCCGUCACCUGAGACGCCUCUAACAGCCCUAACACUGGCCUAUCUGGCUCAGAAGGCAGGCUUUGAAAAUGGAGUUUUUAGUGUUCUUCCAACGACAUUGGCCAAUACUCCGGCUCUCAGUGAAGCCUUGUGCAAGCAUGAGCUUGUGAAGAAAAUUAGUUUCACGGGCUCGACCAGAGUCGGGAAGCUCAUUUCGCAACACUGUGCUGGAGGACUCAAAAAGCUCACCCUUGAACUGGGUGGAAAUUGUCCAUUCCUUGUCUUUGACGAUGCAAAUCUUGAUCAAGCUUGCGAAGCACUUAUGAGUUUGAAAUUCCGUCAUGCCGGUCAGGCGUGUAUAACCGCAAAUCGAGUUUACGUCCAACGGGGCGUGUACGAUCAGUUUGCUGAUAUUCUAGUCUCUCGGGUCAAGAAGCUCCGUGUUGGCCAUGGAAUGGAUGACAAGACUACAAUGGGCCCUCUUACUGUUCCCGCUGGCGUCGAAAAAGCUACUCGUCAGGUCGAAGACGCUAAGAAACACGGCGCUGCAGUGCUAACUGGUGGCUCGAAAGUGGACAAGCUGGGCGGUUACUAUUUCGAGCCGACCAUCAUCAAAAAUGCUCGAUCCUGUAUGCUCAUCACUUCUGAGGAGAGCUUUGCACCGCUCUUGGCAUUGUAUCCAUUUGAUACCGAAGACGAAGCUGUUCAAGAAGCUAAUAAUACCAGUAUGGGUCUUUCUUCCUAUUUCUUUACCAAAAAUGUCGACCGCACAUGGCGUCUUCUUGAGAACUUAGAAGCUGGAAUGAUUGGCAUGAACACCGGUAAUGCCUCAGCAACGGAAGCGCCUUUUGGUGGAAUCAAAGAUUCGGGAUACGGCAAAGAAUCCGGAAAAGAUGUAGCAGUACAAGAGUAUCUCAUCACGAAGACUGGCACAUUGACCGUGGAAGAUCAUUACUGA